CGUGUCUGUGUCUCCCUGACAGGGCCGGGCCCGCCGCCUCCUCCGCCUCCUCCGCCUCCUCCUCCGCCAUGGCGGGCGCCGAGCUGCCCAUCCGCCGGCACCGCCGCGCCCUGGUGGAGGCCGUGAGGGAGCGGCCCUUCCUCAUCGUCACCGGCGAGACGGGCAGCGGCAAAAGCACUCAGCUGCCCAAGUACCUCUUGGAGGCAGGCCUGGCCAAGCAGGGGGCCAUUGGUGUCACCCAGCCCCGGCGCGUUGCCACCAUCUCGGUGGCCCAGCGGGUGGCCGAGGAGAUGGGCUGUUCGCUGGGGAGCCUCGUGGGGUACCAGGUCCGCUUCGAUGACUGCACCAGCGAGGAUACUGCCAUCAAGUAUAUGACCGAUGGCUGCUUACUGAGGCAAAUAUUGGCAGACCCUCUUCUCAGCAAGUACAGCAUCAUCAUUUUGGAUGAAGCCCAUGAGCGGAGCCUGAGCACUGAUAUUUUAUUUGGUUUGCUGAAGAAGCUAUUUCUACAGAAGAAACCACUGGACAGGAAGACAGACAUGAAAGUGGUGGUGAUGUCAGCCACCCUGGAGGUAGACAAGCUCUCGGAGUUCUUUGGGCACUGCUCGGUGCUGCAUAUUCCAGGAAGAAGUUAUCCUGUCAAGGAGAUAUUCUGCAACCUGCUCAGCCCGAGGGACGUAGGCAGCUCUGCGUAUGUUACAGAGGCUGUAAAAGUGACAUUGGAUAUCCACUUAAAUGAACCAGAAGGUGACAUCUUGGUUUUCCUGACAGGUCAAAUUGAGAUAGAAAGAGCUUGUGAUUUACUUUUCAAGAAAGCAGAAUCUAUUGAUUACCGAUAUGAAGUACAUGAUCGGUCUGUUGAAGGCCUGCUUAUCUUACCAUUGUAUGGGUCAAUGUCAACAGAUCAACAGAAAAGCAUAUUUUUACCAGCUCCCACGGGCAUUAGAAAGUGUGUGGUAUCCACAAACAUUGCUGCAACGUCUCUGACGAUUGAAGGAGUCAGAUACGUAGUGGACAGUGGCUUUGUGAAGCAGUUGAAUCACAACCCCCGAGUUGGCUUGGACAUCCUGGAGGUGGUUCCCAUUUCAAAGAGUGAAGCAAGGCAACGAGCUGGCCGAGCUGGCAGGACAUCAUCGGGGAAAAGCUAUCGGCUAUACAGCAAAGAAUUCUGGGAGCAGUGCAUGCCUGAUCACACAGUCCCAGAGAUCAAGAGAACCAGCCUGACAUCUGUCAUCCUGACCUUGAAGUGCCUUUCCGUGCACGAUGUCAUAAGAUUUCCCUAUUUGGACCGCCCUGAAGAAAGGCAUAUUUUAGAAGCUCUCAAGGAACUUUACCAGUGUGGUGCUAUUGACAGGAGAGGCCACGUGACAAGACUGGGUGAAUUCCUGGUACAAUUUCCCCUCCCUCCCAACCUGUCCUGUGCUGUCAUAAAAGCUGCUUCCCUUGACUGUGAAGAUCUGCUGCUUCCCAUUGCAGCCAUGUUGUCUGUGGAAAACGUCUUCAUUCGUCCAGGUGAUCCUCAGAAGCAAAAGGAGGCAGAACUUAAACACCAGGAACUUUCCUCGCAAGUGGGAGGAUGCAAUGACUUUGCAACCCUCUUAAAUAUUUUUGAACAGUGCAAAGCAAGCAAGUCUCCUUCAGCUUGGUGCCAGAAACACUGGAUCCACUGGAGAGCUUUAAAAUCUGCUUUUAGUGUGGAAAAACAGCUUCGGGAAAUAAUCAGUAAACUGAAACAGCUGCCAGACUUCCCUAAGGAGACAUUUGAAGGCUCCAGAACUGAAAUACUAAGAAGAUGUCUAUGUGCAGGGUACUUUAUCAAUGUAGCCAGGAGAUCUGCAGCCAGGACAUUCUGCACAAUGGAUGGACACGGCAGCAUAGUCUAUAUCCACCCUUCGUCUACACUGUAUAACCAGGAGACUCUCCUCGAGUGGAUCAUAUUCCAUGAUGUCACAGUGACAUCCAAAAUCUACGUCCGGACGGUGUGUCCCGUUCGCUAUGAAUGGGUCAAAGACCUGCUGCCCAGGUUGCAUCAAAUCGAUGCUUAUGAGCUGAGCAGCGUGGCACGGGAAGAAGUAACUGAAGAGGAAAUAACCAAGUGGAAACACAAGGAGGAACUUAAAAGGCAAUAUGAAGGAGCCACAGACAGCUCUGCAAAGAAGAUGGAGAGAAGGAAUGAUGACAAAUCGAUAAUGGAUGCCCGAGCUCGCUAUCUUGAGAGAAAGCAGCAAAGAGCACAGGGUUUAAGUGAAGCAUUGAAAGAAAUGGGGUAAUACUCACUCUGCUCUACUCCCAGUAUGAGGAAAGGCAGUUUGGUGCAGUUCUGGGUACGUUUGCAUAAUGCAAAAUGACUAACUGGAAAGAAGGAAAACUUCUGCUUUGUGGUAAGUGUGAGUGCUGAGGAGUUACAAGUGCAAUCUGCCUUUGCUGCAUCCAGCAAGGAAAAGUUACCAAACUGAAUUUUGCUGCUACAUGUCACUGGCAGCAAUUUAGCCUCAAAUGUGGAUGAAGACAUGACACUCACUGUGGUGCCAAUUCUGUGGCAUUUAGUUGACUUAGAAAGGUCUCUGUGGUCUCGGUGCCACUAUUAAUAAAAUUUUCUUAAAGGUUGGGGUUUUUUUUUAAGGAGUGGAACUGUCACUUUUUAUCCAUUUUAUUUUGUAUGAUUGUGGUUAUACAAUCUCCAUGCUCAUAUGCUACUCAGGAAAACACGUAGGAAGUGCUCUUUUACUGAUGGAACCAUCAGGAUCUGAACUCAAAAGCUUGUUUGUCUCCUGCAUUCUGUGUUGCAGACAGUGUCAUUCCUACAUUCCUAUUGUGCUGUACCGUGUACAGUGAUGGCUCUGGGUGAAGAUGUCUUUGUAUGCAAACUAUUUUGUAAAUGUUUUCACAUUUUUGCUAACAAUUGCGUAAUUUUUGUCAGGGAUGACUUAGCACUGUGUGUUUUCCAUUUGGCAAAAGAAAAAAACCCAGCAGUCAAUCCAGUACUCAGCCAGGUUAUGUCCUGCCAUCUGUCAGAAGACCUGCUGCCUUGUGGGCUGGUUUUCUGAGUUUGGGGGCUGUUAUUUUUAAAAUGUAUGGAUUUGGGUCUGAAGAGUCACUGUUUCAAAUGUGUAAAAAGAAUACACAAGGAAAUACUGGCUUUGCUCAAUUCAAGUGUAUAAAAAGCAAAGAGCUGUGAUGCUUUGUCAUCACAAAGUUUGUUUCCUUCUCAGUAAAGAAGUAAUCCUCUUCUUUCAUCUUAAUAAUCCUAAAAUGUCCCAGUGCUCCAGUGUGGAGCUUGUCUUUUUUGCUAGUUGUCACUCUCAGUAAGUAACAUUUUGUAUAAGAUGAUUUCCAAAAAACAACCUGGAGAAACCACCUGUCAUUUCUCACGUCUCAGUUGCAUGCAGCUGUGUGUCACCUUCCCUUGCUUUUCAGAUAACUAGCUAACUCCAUUAAAUUCAAGUUGUAAUUAA
This is a messenger RNA of Calidris pugnax (ruff), 3455 nucleotides long. RefSeq names its product DEAH (Asp-Glu-Ala-His) box polypeptide 40 (gene DHX40). Gene Ontology annotation, molecular function: RNA binding; ATP hydrolysis activity. The transcript has 17 exons. The record is from RefSeq and is a predicted model, not a curated record. Gene Ontology annotation, cellular component: intracellular anatomical structure. Bases 69 to 2270 code for a protein of 733 amino acids. Lineage: Eukaryota; Metazoa; Chordata; Aves; Charadriiformes; Scolopacidae.